AACCGAGUUGGCCCUGGAAAGGCUGACAGUUGUAAGCACUCUUCUCUCAGAGCCAGUUCCCAAAAUGAUGGAGGCACGUCGUCUGGAAAAACAACGCCGCGAGUCGGCCAAAAGCAAGGCCGCCUCGCAGCUUCCCUCCAGCCAGGAGCAGGAGUUUAACCUCCGUCUAAUCGAUCUCUAUAAGUCGAAGCCCUGCCUGUGGAACACCUCACUGACGGAGCACAGCGAUGCGGAACGUAAGAACCGGGCCUGGGAGGAGAUUGCCGCUGGUAUGGGCAGUCACCUAAGUCCAGCCUUCGUCCGCAGCCGAAUGCGGAGCCUUCGUUACAAGCUCAACUUGUAUAAGCUUCAGCUAAUCGAGUUCCAGAUGAUGCCCGGCAAGGCCACAGGGCCGCCGGUGAAGCCCUAUUUUGUGGAUCGCUUGGACUUUCUGGAUGUAGAAGCCACUAGCUCCACAGAGCCUCCUACGGUUAUGCCACCCGAUAGCACAUCGCCCGAAACGAUGGGCAACCUUUGGUCCAACUUUGAUUUGAAGAAACCUUUGGAAACUUUGACCAAGCUAACUAGAGAUGCACCGACCGUUCCCCAAACUGGUUCCAGCAUUGCCGCUACGGUCAAGCAACGCCUGGAGAAUCAGUUGCCACCAAUGGAGUUCCUUAAACCACGUGGAACCAUCACACGGCAGCAGAAGGAGCGCAAUUUGCGAAGUUCCGGAUUGCGGGGUGAGAGCAGCUCUGGCAGCAGCAUGGUCGUGUCCGAUACUCCGCCCAAGAUGCAGGCCCGUCCGGGUGAUUCCAUCUCCGUGACAAAACUGGAAGUGAAGCGCCAAAUGCAGAAGCAAAAUAAAGGCACUGAGAGGCCAUCGACAUCUAGGCGUGCCCGGGAGUCUGUAGAGUCCGAGGACGAGGAGCUGUACAGUCUUCACUGGAAUAUGCGACGAGAGCGUCGUUCCCUUCGCCAGGGUGGCGUUCCACAUGGACAGGAUCAGACUCCAGUUCUGCCGGCUCAUCUGCGCAGCAAUCGAUACGAAGAGCCCAAUCCUGAUUUAUUCUAAAAAGGAAUCCAGCCCAUGCCUUGCCAGCGAUGCCAUUAAAUUUACUUUAUUGUGUUUACGCAGUUCGAACUUAACCAUUGGAGCCUUUAUUGGGCUUCAUUUUUGCCUCAAUAAAUCAAAGAGUAAGCGGAGUGGAUUACCGAUUUCAAGAACA
Messenger RNA from Drosophila serrata, 1208 nucleotides. RefSeq lists its product as uncharacterized. NCBI's taxonomy places the organism in Eukaryota, Metazoa, Arthropoda, Insecta, Diptera, Drosophilidae. The record is from RefSeq and is a predicted model, not a curated record.